AUGGCUACACCUACCUCACCCCAAAGCUCCCAGCUGCCCACCCGCUCGGUCAGCGGAGGCACCGAAGGCGAGGCCGUCCCCGAUGAAGACAGCAGCGAGACGACCAAGCUCUUCCACGAGCGUCUGCAAGCAUGGAAACAUGCCUGUGGAUAUCUCGAGGACUACAUCAAGGCCACGGACAAGAUGCACGAGCACAACAGCAAAGAGUACGAGAAGGUGCUCAAGACGGUCAACAGCCCGCUGAAGGAGGGCCACCACUUCCACCAGCAGAAUGGCGGCAUUGCGGGCAUGUUUGAGAACAUCCGUACGAACACGCAGGGUCUCGCGAACAGCCACACCGAGACUGCGAAGACGCUGAAGGGGUCGGUGUUGCCGACUUUCGAGCGUCUGCACGGCGAGAUCAAGAACAAGACCAAGGAGCUCGACAAGGGCGCCGGCAAGGGCUCGAAGCUUGUGGAUAAGGCCCGCAAUGCCUCGCAGAAGCAGAUUGAGCAGUUGGGUACCCAGACCUCAGCAUUCGACUCUCGCGGCGGCAACGUCAAGGCCGCAGACGACCCUUACAUCCUGCAGCGUCGUGUGUACCACCACCUCAACAAGCAGGUCAUCGAAGAGAACAACAGCCGCGACGACAUGAUCGCCGUCCAGAACAACUUCGCCCAGUUCGAAGCACACGUCAUCCAGGUCAUGCAGCAAGGCCUGCAGCAAUUCACGCAAAUCGUCAGCAACCAAGCCGAGUCGACCCGCAGCAUGUACGGCGACAUGGCCGCCACCGGCUCCCGCGUCACGCCCAACUUCGAAUGGGACGGAUUCGUGCAGCGCAACAGCCACAUCAUGAUCGACCCGUCCUCACCGAAACGCAGCGUCGAGCACAUCAACUUCCCCAACCAAGACCACCACUCCACCCGCCCCAUGAUCGCCGGGUCCUUGGAGCGCAAAUCCGGCAUGCUCAAGCGCGACAGCGCCGGCUACUACGUCGUCACGCCGAGCAAGUACCUGCACGAGUUCAAAUCCGACGAUGACUUCGCCAAGGACCCGGCGCCGGAGAAUAGCCUCUACCUCCCCGACUGCAUGAUCGGCGCCGUCGACGGGGUGAAGUUCAACGUUAAAGGCAAGGACUCGAGCAAAGGCGCGCUGUCCAAGAUGUCGAUGGCGCACGAGUACCAUUUCAAAGCGCACACGACUGAGGAUGCGCGGAAGUGGCACGAUGUGAUCUCGAGUGUGUCCGGUGGUGUGUCCGGCAGCGCGCCGACGAGUCCGGUCAGUUCCGGGGAGAAGACAAAUACGGGGUUUAGUUCGAUGAGCGAGGGGUCGACUGCUGGGGGUGCGACGACGGCGGGCGGGGGCGAGGCGGUCCCUGCGACGUCGACGAGCCAGACGACGGGGACGACGGAGGGGGGUGUGGAGGAGGGGGUGGAGAAGAGGGAUGGGGCUGCUGGGCCGCCGCAGUACUGA
Messenger RNA from Saxophila tyrrhenica, 1452 nucleotides. RefSeq lists its product as uncharacterized. The transcript has a single exon. The record is from RefSeq and is a predicted model, not a curated record. Bases 1 to 1452 code for a protein of 483 amino acids. Lineage: Eukaryota; Fungi; Ascomycota; Dothideomycetes; Mycosphaerellales; Extremaceae.